CACACCUCAGGGCCAUUGUUUACAUCCAUCCACAAAUGCCAUUUCUGGCUGUAUGUUUGUGAACCCAUACAGUGUUGGAGAGCUCCAGGAGACAGAGCAGUAGACGUCUGGACACAAACUCAGCUUCUUCCUUUGACUUCAGACUACAAUCUUUUGCACACUUCAGCACCUGUUCACCUCAGACUGGAGUCUGCGUGGAUUUUUUCCAGCAAAAUUUUUUUGUUUUAAUUAGAUCCUCCGUCAGCUGCAACCAUUUCACCCCCGCCGGCCAUGUACAGUUCCAGCUACUCCCGGGCCAAGUUUGGCCUGGAUGCAAGGGAACCACUGCACCGGUCCAAAGGGAAGAGCUGUGGCUACUACAUGAGGAUCAUCUUCUUCUUUUCUUCUCUCAUCCAGUCCCUCAUCAUUGUCAGCUUGGUACUCUUUCUCAUCUAUGGACAGCCGGAGAAGUCUGCAGAGGAGAAAAGGGUCAAGGAGCUGGAGCUGGGCUUCAACCAGCUGAGUCAGAACAACAUCCAGCUGAGGAAGGAGAAAGGCGAGCUGGGAGCUCAGCUGGGAGCGCGCACGGCCGAGAAAGAUGCUCUGCUGAAGGAGAUGGCCAAGAUGAAAACUGAUGCCAACACCACCGAACACGAAAUAAAAAAUAAACUGCUGACGUGUGAAAAUUCGAAAGCUAUGAUACAGAGGAUGAUGGCACAGCGCUCCUCCACUCCGGUCCAGUCUCCUUCCAUGGUCACGACGAGCAGUGAGUUAAAGGCCCUGCAAAGCCUCAAUGCUCAGCAGAGAGCGAUGAUCACUCUCAUAAAUUCAAACUUCUCUCAGAUGGUUCAGUAUCUGAGCCUCGAGAGAGACAACGCCCUGAAAGACCGAGACAAAGUCACAGAGGACGCCAUCUACCUGCGCCGCGAGAACACCAUCAUGAAGGAGCAGCUCACCACCUACACCAAGAAAUGUAAAGAGGAUUUUGCUCAUUCACUGGAUGGGAUCCAGUCUGUGACCCGGGAUUUCCUGAACCGGAUCAACACCCUGUUCCCUCACCAGCUGACCUUUCACCUCACCUGUGACCGCCAGCAGGAGGAAAUGGAAAAGAUCAGGAACAGCUGCACUAACCUGUCAAGAGACGUGGAGAAUAAGUUCCAGCUGUAUCUGGACAGUGUGGGUAACAAGGUGGCGGAGAUCCAGGCGCAGUCGAGCCGUCUUGAGGUGCUAAAUGUACAUCUGAGCUCGGAGGCGAAGCAGUGUGAGCGUAGACGCAGUGAGGCUGCUGCCCAAGCUGCCAAACAGUUAGAGCUCAUGCAGAAAGACCACGACGACAAGGUGGAGAAACUGUUGAUGGAGCAGAACAGACUGAGAGAGCAGAAGAAACUGCAGGAGGACGGUCUGGCUCUGAGAGAGAAGGAGGUUCAUACACUCCAAGCAAUGCUGGCCAACUUGAAGCCUGGCCCUCCUAAAGUUCCUGGUGUAACUGGAAAUCCACAGCAGGGCCGAUAGACGGUUGGAUGAAAUAAUCCAGUCAUCCGUCCUGUGGCUUCAGCUUCUUUUCCUCUGAGGGAGGGCAGCCAAGUCCAAAAGAAACUGUGCUCAGCAUUUAUAUAAAAGCAUGUACAUACUGCCAUGACUGCACACUUCAGUAGAGCACCCUUGUAAAUAAUAUAUCUUUUUAUAGAAAACAUCAAUUUGCUGUUCUGUUGUUUAUUUCCACCUGUAGCUACAGAUCAAUGUGUAUGAUUUUAAAGUUUUGCUGUGAAAAAUGUCAUUGUCACUCCAGGAUUAAUGUAAAAUGAGCAUGGGCAGUGAUGUAAAUAUUUUCUGAUGUGUCACUGAUACUGAUUGAUGAUUUGACUGUAAAAUAUAUUCUUUACCACAGAAAUAUCAUUAAACAAACAAAUUCCUCACCUUU
Salarias fasciatus (jewelled blenny) is the source of this 1900-nucleotide messenger RNA. RefSeq names its product plasmalemma vesicle-associated protein-like. Lineage: Eukaryota; Metazoa; Chordata; Actinopteri; Blenniiformes; Blenniidae. The transcript has 9 exons. Gene Ontology annotation, biological process: regulation of vascular permeability; positive regulation of cellular extravasation. Bases 271 to 1491 code for a protein of 406 amino acids. The record is from RefSeq and is a predicted model, not a curated record.